Gamsiella multidivaricata is the source of this 1905-nucleotide messenger RNA. RefSeq lists its product as uncharacterized. Lineage: Eukaryota; Fungi; Mortierellomycota; Mortierellomycetes; Mortierellales; Mortierellaceae. The transcript is spliced from 7 exons. The record is from RefSeq and is a predicted model, not a curated record. The coding region runs from base 1 to 1905 and encodes 634 amino acids.
AUGGCCAGCUCCACCAGCAGCUCGCGUGAAAGCACGCCGGGUGCCGCGAGCGACAAGCCGCGCUGCACCGUCUUCCGCAAGGAAUACGAAUACAACCGAGUCAGGAAUGUGUUCCCAAAGUACAACAACAAACCCGCACUGGCUGACACGCGUCCUGCCAGUGUUCUCCAGCUUCUGCUUCAACAGCGCGAGACCGAGAAAGAAGCGGUCCUGAAACCCAAAGAAGAGGACUCCGAGCUUAGCAAGGAGGACCUGGAAAACGACGAGCAUGAAGACGACAAGGAGAACAUCGACAACGUCCAGAACGUACGAAAGGAGCGCUUCUUUGACCAGAGUGUCACGGACAAGGAGAAGGACCUUAUCCAGCAACGGGUUGCACUCAUCCAACGUCGUUUUGCGGAGCGCGAGCAAAAGGUGAAACAGACACGCCGCGAAAGACUGAAACAGCACUUCACCUACCUGGUCGAUGCCGAGAUCGAUGAAGCCCUGGAAGAAUGCAACCAUGACGAGGAUGAAGCCUUUAUGCAAUUCAAUAACCGUGGUUACAUCGAGAGGAUCCGACGCAUCAUCGCCGUCCGCCACCACAAGCCUGCUGCUGCCACUCUGAUGGACGACAAGCAGCGGGCCCGAUAUGAAGAGCAUCUCAAGAAGCGUCGCGAAGCCCCUCGCAUGCGGACCACUGAGAGCAUGAAGAAGCAGUACCGCAUGGGGGGUCGUCUAGGACUGGACGAGGCUUUGGCGCAGGUGCAGGACAACAACAUUGAUGCCUCCAAGGCCUUUGAAGGCUGGUCUGAAGCCCGUAUCAAGGCUUAUGCGGCCAUUGACAAGAAGCCGAACACGUACUACUAUCGCUUUAAUGCACCUGGCGAGGUUCAGCGCAAGGGUGCUUGGAGUAAAGAAGAGCAGCGACUUUUCCAUGAGCGUCUGAUGGAAAUUGGAGCCAACGGGCAAUGGGGACUUUUUUCCAUGACCAUCCCUGGACGUGUUGGGUAUCAGUGCUCGAACUAUUAUCGAUUACUUGUGGAGACGAAUCAGAUCACGGAUCCCAACUACGUGCUUGAUGAAAAGGGCAAGGCCCACUACCUGUUUGACAAGAAGGGCGUCAAUGGCGAGAGAAUUAAGGAGUUCAGGACUCACACCAAACACACUGCCGCUGGAGAGGAGAAGCCGGCUGUUGUGAAGUCACCCAAGGAACCUAAGGCUCCAAAAGAACCCAAACCACCCAAGGAGCCCAAACCGCCCAAGGCGCCCAAGGCGCCAAAGGCACCCAAGACCUCUGCGGCCGCUAUGCGUAAUAAGCGCAAGAGACGUGGCUAUAACAGCGAUGACUCUUCGGACAUCUCGGAAUUCGACUGCGAUGAUUCGGGAUUGUACAUGGCCAAGUGGAGCACGACAAAGCGGACUCGUACUCGGACGGAUGCCAUUGCCGCUGCGACAGCUUCCUCUUCAGCGACCACAUUAACCUCUGCCGAAAGUUCGUCUUCUGCCGCUAAUGAAGGUUCCUCCGCUGCUGCUGCCGAAGGUUCUUCCAGUGCUGCAGUCGAAGGCUCCUCUACUCCCAAUGCCGCCGAGGGCUCUUCUAGCGCUGUAGCUAGAGACUCCUCUACACCUGGUGUAGGAGAUAGCGAUGAUGGUCAGGAUGAGGAGUACGAUUCGGACGUAGAUGAUGCUUUGAACCCGCUGCCUGGCUUCAUUGACCCGAUCACACUUGAUGCCAUAGUGAUUCCUGCUAUUUCCAAGUACGGUCAUGUCAUGAGCUACGAGAGCUGGCUUCGCUGUCUUUUAAAGGACGGCCCGAUGAAGAACAUGUGUCCGUUGACCAAGAAGCCUUUGACCAAGCGCGAUCUCACGAUCUUGACCUUUGAGAAUAUUGAGGAGUACAGGGAUAGGAUCGUCAACAUUUAG